Messenger RNA from Colletotrichum godetiae, 795 nucleotides. RefSeq lists its product as uncharacterized. NCBI's taxonomy places the organism in Eukaryota, Fungi, Ascomycota, Sordariomycetes, Glomerellales, Glomerellaceae. The transcript is spliced from 2 exons. The record is from RefSeq and is a predicted model, not a curated record. Bases 1 to 795 code for a protein of 264 amino acids.
AUGUCUUCAUGCGCCGCCCUGUGGCUCAUUCCACAUCUGCUCGCGUGCGGCGUCGACCCUCUCAGAUCGCCAAUUAAGGCCCCCAAAACAGCCACAUCUCCACGACCAAAAAUAUCCGCUCCUUGCCACACUUUUCUUUUCCCGAACCCUUGUUCGUCCAACGAGGACGCCAGGACGAGCCCCCAUUCCCGACGGCCUGGGCCAAGAGACGCCCAGUACGGAAUGAAUCGCCAUUGUCAGCCGCACCUUAAGCCCAUCCCGACUCCAGCUCCAAGGAUGCCGCAGGGCGAUGACGUUUCGUUCCGUGCUCGCAAUCUUAGGACACAGACAAAAACGCCCGAGGGGGACGGAAACGCGUUCGCUUUCCAUGUUGCAAUAUCUACAGGGCAACUAGCCGCUCCAAAUCGAUCCAAGGGGGAGCGUUUCCAUCGCAUCGGUGCUGAACAUCUACUACAUAGCUGCCCAUUCAGGGCACCAAACAGGGGGUGUCUUUUCCCUCUCUCCUUCUCCCUUCCCGUUCUUAAUUCUUUUCCUGGCGCAUUAAUGCAUGAAAUCUCCAAUUUGCGCGGACCAUCUACCCCGCUGAAUCAGCGAUUAGACUGCCCACCAUCUUCAACGGCCUUCCCGCCGCCUUACCACUUGCAGCCCACGUCGUCCGAAGGACAAGCAUCGACGUCGCGCGAAAACUCCAACGGUUGUGCCAUAAGCGGAAUACGGCAUGGCAAAGGCCACCGCCACUCCAAAGCAGGCGGCAAGAAAGUGGACGACAUCGCCUCCACAGCUCCUCCAAAGUGA